Molecule: messenger RNA, 620 nt
Organism: Hibiscus syriacus
Lineage: Eukaryota; Viridiplantae; Streptophyta; Magnoliopsida; Malvales; Malvaceae
Exons: 3
Coding region: 87-602 (171 amino acids)
Source: RefSeq, a predicted model, not a curated record
CAUCUUCCCCACUCGUAUCAUCCUUUCGCUUCGCACUUUCUCUACGUUUCUGCAACAUACGUUCUUUGUUUCCUCUAACUUUCUCAAUGGCCGACCAGACGCCGUUAAAGCGCCAAAGAGAAGAAACCCAUAUUCCAGAUGAAGAAACCAAACGCCAUAAGUCAUACAAUCACAUACUCUCUUUGCUUGAAGCCGAAGAAGACGACCCAAACCAUGAUUUGUCUUCUCUCAUCACUGCUUUACAACACGAGCUCUAUUCCGAUAACUCCCUUCCUUUCCCAACACCUAAUACCUUAGACGCCGACCGACAAAAUCCCAGGGCUACGACCACGACAGAGGCGACCAAGCCCAUCACCGACACCACAGAAGAUAUGUCCCUGAAAGAAGACGGGGAAAACCAGGACGAUAAAGAGCAAGUCAUACGGCAUUUGCUUGAAGCUUCCGAUGACGAGCUUGGGAUUCCGAAUAGAGAAGAUAUUUUCGAGUUUGAACAAGGAUUUGAAAAUGGUGGAAACGGGCCUGCUUUGUGUGAUAGGUUAUGGGAGCUUGAGGACGAGGCUGCUAAUUUCUAUACCUUGUUGCAGUCUGAACUUUUCCUGUAGGAAUGGCUUUAGUAAGGA